This is a messenger RNA of Panicum virgatum (switchgrass), 621 nucleotides long. Its product is annotated as antimicrobial peptides-like. Lineage: Eukaryota; Viridiplantae; Streptophyta; Magnoliopsida; Poales; Poaceae. The coding region runs from base 1 to 621 and encodes 206 amino acids. Gene Ontology annotation, biological process: defense response to fungus. The record is from RefSeq and is a predicted model, not a curated record. The transcript is spliced from 2 exons.
AUGCGGAAGGUGACGAGUCGCUUCACGCGGUGCAGGAAAGGGUGUCGGUGGCAGUAUGAGCAGGACGCGCGGCGGCAGGCGGAGUGCGAGCGCGAGUGCCGGGAGCGAGGGGAGAACGAGGACGAGGACGCGGACGCGCUCGGCGGCUCCGGGAGGGGCGAGUGCCGGCGCAGAUGCGCGCGCUGCUACAAGGACCAACCGUGUGCUGCCGCCACCGAGGACGACGGCAGCAACCGGUGCCCCUGCUCGUGUCGGACGCAGUGCGAGCGCCACCAGGACCAGGGCAGCCGCCGGGAGCAAGAGGGGGACGACGGCGACCUGUGCCCCUGCAGUUGCAGGACGCAGUGCGAGCGCCAUGGUGACCAGGGCAGCAGGCGGCGCUGCGUCGAGGCGUGUGAGCGCCGCCGGGAGCAGGAGGGGGAGGACUGCAAGCGCUGCGUCGAUGCGUGCAAGCGCCAUGGCGACCAGCACAGCAGGCGGCACUGCGUCGAGGAGUGCGAGCGCCGGGAGCAGGAGGAGGGCCGCGGCGGCUGCCGAGACGCCGGCUCCGACGAGGACAGCGGCCGCGGGACCGGUGCACGAGGAAGUGCCAGCGCUACAACGACUGGCCGGCGAGGCUGA